GUGGGCAGCUGCGUGAAUAUAAAGCACAGCGUUCUCCGCCUCCUUAGCGAAGAGUUGCGGUCAAGCAACGAGACACUGCGCACCAUGAAAGCCAUCCUUCGUCUUCUGGCUGCUGUACUCCUCGCGGCAGCUGUGUCUGCUGCUGCGGAGACAAAAAAGAAAAACGAUAAGAAGGAUGACGGCAAAAUAGAGGGCCGUGGACUGCUUCAUCCCGGCGCCGGCGCAGUAGUCUUUCCUGGCUUCCCUGGAGUCUGUCCACCGUGCCCUUGCGGUUACGGCGGUGCUGUUGGUGGUAUAGGCGGUGGCUACGGAGGCGGCUAUGGCGCAGGAGCCGGUGGAGUAGGAGGUGGCUAUGGAGCUGGCUAUGGCGCAGGAGCCGGUGGAGUAGGAGGUGGCUACCGCGGAGCUGCCGGUGGAGUAGCCGGCGGCUACGGUGGAGCUGGUGGUGGAACUGCUGGUGGAGUAGCCGGUGGCUACGGCGGAGCUAGUGGUGGAGCUGCGGGUGGAGCAGGAGGCGGCUAUGGUGGAGCUGGCGCUGGAGCAGCCGGUGGAGUAGCAGGCGGCUACGGCGGAGCUGGCGCUGGAGCAGCCGGUGGAGUAGCAGGCGGAUACGGUGGAGCUGCCGGUGGUGCUGCCGGCGGAGUAGCUGCCGGUGGAGCAGCAGGUGGCUACGGAGCCGGUGGGGCUGCCGGUGGAGUGGGUGGCGGCCGCGGUGUGGCCGGGGGUGUUAGAGGUGCCGGUCUCGUUGGGGGAGGACCCGGCGUGGUGGGUGGCCCUGGAGUCGUUGGUGGAGCGGCGGCCGUCUCUGGGUUCAAGGGUGGUGCCGGAUUCAACGGUGGUGCCGCAGGUCAGCAGGCUGGCCAGGGCAGCUUCGCCUAUAACGUCGGAGGGUCGGACAAGAUGGAGUACGGCCACAGCAGCUCUUAUGGUGACUCCAAAAGCUUCGGCAUGAGCUCCAGUGAAGGGUUUAACAGGGCCCAGGGACAAGGUAGCCAAGGAGGUGCCUUUAAAUCGCACGCUGCGGGAGCUGGCGGAGCGGUCGCAAGUGCCGGAGCCAAGGUUGUCGGCUAAGACUACAUCAUUUGCAGUUGCGCAUAGGAUUGAAAAUCCAUGGCGUCCUAAGGCUUGUACCGGUGAACCAGGGCCAUCCUACAUUUACCUCUGCAGCCAACUUCUUUCAACACUGUACAGAGCAUAUUCAUCAACUAUAAUGUAAAAAGACGUCAAAUUCCACUUAAGUGUAAUAAUUACGUGCUACCUGUUUCCAAUGAAAUAAAAUACGGUAAUGAAACGUU
Dermacentor albipictus is the source of this 1295-nucleotide messenger RNA. RefSeq lists its product as uncharacterized. Lineage: Eukaryota; Metazoa; Arthropoda; Arachnida; Ixodida; Ixodidae. The record is from RefSeq and is a predicted model, not a curated record.